AUAGAAUAUCUGAUUCGGCAGUUUCUGCUCCCCCUGCUUGUCUAAACCUGGCCUCAGUCCCAAACCCCGCCUCUCAGAGCUUUACACAACUCCAGGAAAUCAGCGCAGUGAAGUUUCGUUUCUUGUGAAAUCGUCAGUCUCUCUGUCUCUCUGCAGCAGAAAUGGCAGAAGCGAAUAUUCUGGUAGCGCAUGACCAGUUUAGCUGUUCAGUGUGUCUGGAGCUAUUGAAGGACCCAGUCACUAUUCCAUGUGGACACAGUUACUGUAUGGGGUGUAUUAAGAACUGCUGGGAUCAGACUGAUCAUACAGGUGUCUACAGCUGCCCCCAGUGCAGAAAGACCUUUACCCCAAGGCCUGUUCUGGGCAGAAACAUCAUGCUGGCUGAAAUUGCUGGAGAAUUCAAGAGGAGAAGACUCAAUCCUCCUCCUGCUCAAAGUUAUGCUGGACCUGGAGAUGUGCCGUGUGAUUUCUGCACUGGGAGAAAGUUCAAAGCUGUGAAAUCCUGUUUGACGUGCCUGGCCUCUUACUGUGAAACACACGUCAAGCCACACAGUGAGGUUACUCCAUUAAAGAGGCACAAGCUGAUCAAUGCAAUUGGAGAUCUGGAGCAGAAGCUUUGUGCUGAACACCAGAAGGUUUUGGAGGUCUUCUGUAGAACCGAUCAGACGUGUAUUUGCUUGUUGUGUACACAAGAUGAACACAGGAGCCAUGAUACAGUCACAGCUAAGAAAGAAAGGCGUGUGAAACAGAAGCAGCUGGGAGAGACACAGACAGAAAUACAACAGAGAAUCCAGGAGAGACUGAAAGAAAUUGAAGAGCUGAAACAGGCUGUGGAGUCACUGAAAAGAUCUGCAUGCAUAGAAAUAAAGGAAAGUGAGGAGAUCUUUACUGAGCUGAUCCGAUCCAUUGAGAAGAUCCACACUGAGGUUAUUGAGCUGAUUGGAGCUAACGUGAAGGCUGCAGUGAAUCAGGCUGAAGGACGCAUGAAGAAACUGGAGCAGGAGAUUGCUGAGCUAAGGAGGAGAAACGCUGAGCUGAAACAGCUUUCAGAGACAGAGGAUCACAUCCAUUUUCUACAGAAUUUCCAGUCUCUCUGUGCCCCUCCUGAAGCUGGAGACUUACCCAGCGUUACUGUCAAUACAGACAUCUCUUUUGGGGCUGUGAGGAAAGCUGUAUCUGAACUUAAAGACCAUAUUGAGGACUUCUGCAAGGGGGAAUUAGUCAAAAUAACCAAAACAGUGAAUGAAGUUGCAGUUUACAGUCUGCAGGCUCCAGAGCCAAGGAACAGAGCUGAGUUUUUAAAAUAUUCCUGUCAGCUCACACUGGACCCCAACACAGCGCAUAGAAACCUCUGUCUGUCUGAAGGGAACAGAAAGGUGACAUGGAGGAGAGAGAACCAGAGAUAUCCUGAUCACUCAGAGAGAUUUGAUAGCUGUGCCCAAGUGCUUUGCAGAGAGGGUUUGUCUGGGACUCGCUGUUACUGGGAGAUUGAGUGCAGUGGGGGAGGGGCUUCUAUAGGAGUCACAUAUAAAGGAAUCAGCAGGAAAGGAGGGGAUCAUUCCUGUCUCCUUGGAUUCAAUGACAAGUCCUGGAGUUUGUUCUGCUCUGAUUCCAGUUACUCUGCCCGGCACAAUAACAAUCACACUGUAAUAACUGCCCCCCGCUCCCCCAGAAUAGGAGUGUAUCUGGACUUUAAUGCCGGCACGCUGUCCUUUUAUGGCGUCUCUGACACAAUGACCCUCCUGCACAGAUUCCAAACCACAUUCACUGAGCCGCUCUAUCCUGGGUUUUGGCUUUGGGAUUAUGAAUCCCCUGUAACAAUCUGCCAGCUGAACUAGACUGUUUUGUGUUGUAAGAAACCCUUUGUAUUGAACUCCCUGUCUGUCCUCUCCACUCCUCGGGUGAAGGGAAUGUUCAAUCUGACACAACUUUGGAUGAAAGUUAGGGGGUAAAACGGCGCCACCUGCAGAGCGAAACGAGGUGAAUUAUUUGUUUUUAGCAACGAAUGGAUUUCAUACGAAGUAACUGUAUUUAAUUUAUUUUUUAAGAAUUGUUAUGUUUUAUAUAUAUUUUAAAAAAUGGCAUCCAAUACUCAGUGCUGUAACAGCUUUAAAAAAGUGAACUUAAGUUUGCUUUAUUGUGUGUGUGUUUUUGUUCUUUGAUUUCAAUAAAUUUUUGUUCUGUUUAUUUUUUUCA
This is a messenger RNA of Acipenser ruthenus (sterlet), 2196 nucleotides long. Its product is annotated as tripartite motif-containing protein 16-like. The record is from RefSeq and is a predicted model, not a curated record. The coding region runs from base 162 to 1838 and encodes 558 amino acids. The transcript is spliced from 6 exons. Lineage: Eukaryota; Metazoa; Chordata; Actinopteri; Acipenseriformes; Acipenseridae. Gene Ontology annotation, molecular function: zinc ion binding; protein binding.